CUAGAGGUUCUCUGCUGGGCCGGAGUAGGCGGCUGGGGGAGGGGAGCGUGGGGCCGACGGUUUUGUGGGGUUGGGGGGGAAGCAAAAAGCGGGCGAAAGGCUGCUUCCCAAGGCUCUCCUUGCUUGGAAUUCCGCCCUCUCUGCGGAGUGAGCAGUGACGACCUCCAGCACAGGAUGUGGUACCAUAGAUUGUCCCACCUACAAAGCAGACUUCACGACUUGCUGAAAGGAGGAGUCAUAUGUCAGGCCCUUCCCCAGCCCACCUUCAAAAGCUUACUUCCUUUAGCUGUUCGUUGGCACCAUACAGCCUCUAAGUUUCUGACUUGUGCUUGGCAGCAACAUGAAGAUCAUUUUGAGCUGAAAUAUGCUAAUACCGUGAUGCGCUUCGAUUAUGUCUGGCUUCGAGACCACUGCCGCUCAGCAUCGUGCUACAACUCUAAGACUCAUCAGCGCAGCUUGGACACAGCCAGUGUGGAUUUAUGUAUCAAGCCAAAGACUAUUCAUCUGGAUAAGACCACACUCUUUUUUACUUGGUCAGAUGGUCACGUGACUAAAUACGACUUGAAUUGGCUAGUGAAAAACAGCUACGAAGGGCAGAAACAAAAAGUCAUCCAGCCUAGGAUAUUAUGGAAUGCUGAAAUCUACCAGCAAGCCCAAGUUCCAUCUGCAGAUUGCCAGAGCUUCUUAGAAACCAAGGAGGGAUUGAAGAAGUUUCUGCAAAACUUUCUGCUCUAUGGAAUUGCUUUUGUAGAAAAUGUCCCUCCCACUCAAGAGCACACAGAGAAGUUGGCAGAAAGGAUCAGCUUAAUCAGAGAAACCAUUUAUGGGAGGAUGUGGUAUUUCACUUCGGACUCCUCCAGAGGUGACACUGCAUAUACCAAGUUAGCCCUGGAUCGGCACACUGACACUACCUAUUUUCAAGAGCCCUGUGGCAUUCAAGUGUUUCACUGUCUUAAACAUGAAGGAACUGGUGGCAGGACACUGCUAGUAGAUGGAUUCUAUGCAGCACAACAGGUUCUCCAAAAGGCACCUGAGGAAUUUGAACUCCUCAGUAGAGUGCCACUAAAGCAUGAAUAUAUUGAAGACGUUGGAGAAUGUCACAACCACAUGAUUGGGGUUGGGCCAGUCUUAAAUAUCUACCCAUGGAAUAAAGAGUUGUAUUUGAUCAGGUACAACAACUAUGACCGGGCUGUCAUCAAUACCAUUCCUUAUGAUGUCGUCCAUCGUUGGUAUACAGCACACCGGACUCUAACGAUGGAGUUGAGGAGACCUGAGAAUGAGUUUUGGGUCAAACUAAAGCCUGGCAGGGUCCUAUUUAUAGACAACUGGCGUGUCCUACAUGGCAGGGAAUGCUUCACUGGCUACCGCCAACUCUGUGGCUGCUAUUUAACAAGAGAUGAUGUAUUAAACACUGCUCGCCUCUUGGGACUUCAGGCUUAAAAUUGACAGCAUCUGGAUUAUGAAUACACCUGGCACCCUGGCUACCAGAA
Molecule: messenger RNA, 1490 nt
Organism: Callithrix jacchus (white-tufted-ear marmoset)
Lineage: Eukaryota; Metazoa; Chordata; Mammalia; Primates; Cebidae
Gene: TMLHE
Product: trimethyllysine hydroxylase, epsilon
Biological process (GO): carnitine biosynthetic process
Cellular component (GO): mitochondrion
Molecular function (GO): trimethyllysine dioxygenase activity; iron ion binding
Source: RefSeq, a predicted model, not a curated record